AUGCCUUCACCACGCAAACCUCUUCUGCAGCUGUUGCUGCUUGCUGGGCUGUCCAGUGCCAGAGUCUGUCGGGACCCGUCUAAUGCUCCGCUUGACCUGCCGCUCACUUUGAGCUCGCUGGGCUUCUUGACGCCUAUUUCCAUCGGCACGCCUCCCCAAGAGAUCGUUUCCUUGAUGGAUUGGACCUGGAUCAACCAGUUUACGCUUUCGACGCUCUGCUUGGGCAAUCCUCAUGACACGGUUUCAUGUCUUGCUCCGGGACAAGCUUUCUUCAAUCAAUCCCAGUCAACUACCUUUACGAACCAGACAAGCUUAUAUCCCAGCCGAACAUGGAAUCCGAAUGGCUUCUUCGGACCGGCUCCCCUAACUGUGCAAUUCGGACAUGAUGUCCAGCAUGUUGGCUCUUUAUCGGCGCCCGUCACUUUUAUGCUGGCUGAUAUGCAGUUCCCGCAGCCGGGCGCGUUUCCUUUUACGGGUGUAUUUGGACUUUCGCCGGUUUUCAAGACGGACAAUCAGUCUACGCAAUCUACUUUUUACCAGUUUUGGAAACAAGGGGUGUAUUCCAGUCCUAUUGUGUCGUUUCUGUAUUGUUACAAUAGUACUUUUGGCAAUACUGCACCAGCGCGUUCUCUGUGCAAUGGGAACGAUGCGCUACAAUCACUUGGAGGAUAUCAUGCAAACUUCAUCCAGCCUGGAAGUCUGCAGUGGUACGACAGCGUUGUCAACCUGCAAGUUAACAUCAUCGACAUCAUCACCAGCCCCGAAAUCCUCAACUACUGGGCCCUUCCGGUAACGCAGCACCUGAUUGGCAAUGAAUCGCAACCACUCAACAAGACUGCGUCGGGGGCUGUCUUUGACUAUGCGAGUUUCGGCCGCGGUGCGCCCGUGUCAGUGAACAGCUAUGCUCGUCUGGUUCAGCUUACGGGGGCCACACCGAUUACGCUCGAUGCUUCUGUAGCUCCUAAUAACGGUGCCCAAUCGUUUUAUUCCGUGCCGUGCUCCAAGGUGUCUAAGCUGCCGUCGCUCAAGUAUCAGUUUGGUGCAGGGACUCCCGAGUGGGAAAUCUUGCCGCAGAACUAUGUCGAUAAGAUUGUUAUUUCGAGCACACAGACUGCGUGCGUGCUGAACGUGCGAACUUUGGGGGAUGGAGAUUGGAUUAUUGGGAAUCUUGGGGAGACGUUUGCUAAGGAUAAAGUUAUUUUGUUUGACUUUGAGAAGCUCAAGAUUGGGAUUGCUGAUGCGGUGCGCAAAUGA
Molecule: messenger RNA, 1254 nt
Organism: Trichoderma breve
Lineage: Eukaryota; Fungi; Ascomycota; Sordariomycetes; Hypocreales; Hypocreaceae
Product: eukaryotic aspartyl protease domain-containing protein
Exons: 1
Coding region: 1-1254 (417 amino acids)
Biological process (GO): proteolysis
Molecular function (GO): aspartic-type endopeptidase activity
Source: RefSeq, a predicted model, not a curated record